GCCGCGGUGGUGGUGCUCAAUGGUGUAUAUAUAUAUAUUUAUAUGUAAAUCAUUGGUGAUGUUAGUGUAUCGUUUUCGCGCUGAGUAAAAGCCUUUUGAAGUUCAUAUUUACGUCCAUCUAUCGUCUUCGCAUUACUCAAUAAAGAGCGUCGCAAAGACACAGUAAGGCCGUCUUCAAAUUUGUGAACAGGUUCCCAGCGGUGGCCAUUUUGAAUUGUGACCCACCAUGCGUCUGUUCCUGCAUCGGCGCAUGUCCCCCCUGAAGCUGGCCCUGGCUGGGGGAACUCUGUUCAUGGUGGUCCUGGUGAUCCUACAGAAGGAAGUGGGCUCUGGCUCCAACUCUGCCCAGGACCCCUGGUUCCAGGAUCUGGUGGAACGCAAGGAGAGGGUGCUGGUGAUGGUUCGAGGAGCAGUCAACAACCUGGGCUUCCAGAUCGGAGCUCCCCAACCCCCUUCGGUAGAGGAGCAGCAGGCCACACCAGACCGCCACUGUCCUCCAGGUCACUACAAUCAGGCAGAGCUGAAGCCGGUCCUGGAGAGGCCCCCACAGGACCCCCAGGGGCCCGGGGCCGAUGGGAGGGGCUACGAGAAAAACAACAUGACACCAGAGGAGGAGAAAGAGAAGGAAGAGGGGAUAACCAAGAACUGUUUCAACCAGUUCUCCUCCGACAGGAUCUCCCUCAGCCGUAGCCUAGGAGAUGACACCCGGCCACCAGAGUGUGUGGAGCGUAAGUUCCGUCGCUGCCCUCCCCUCCCCACCACCAGUGUAAUCAUAGUGUUCCACAACGAGGCCUGGUCCACCCUGUUGCGUACCGUCUACAGUGUCCUCCACACCUCCCCUGCUGCCCUUCUCACUGAGAUCAUCAUGGUGGACGACGCCAGCACCGCAGAACACCUGGGGACUCGGCUGGAUGAGUACGUGAAGCAGCUGAAGAUAGUGAAGGUGGUGAGACAGAAGGAGAGGAAGGGCCUGAUCACUGCCAGGCUCCUGGGGGCCCGGGGAGCCCUGGGAGAGAUACUCACCUUCCUGGACGCUCACUGUGAGUGUUUCCAUGGCUGGCUGGAGCCCCUGCUGGCUCGUAUCGUAGAGGAGCCCACGGCCGUGGUCAGCCCAGAGAUCACCACCAUCAACCUGAAUAACUUUGCCUUCAACAAGCCUGUAGCCACCGCUAAGGCCCACAACAGAGGGAACUUUGACUGGAGCCUCAGCUUCGGCUGGGAAGGCAUCCCCGAGCAUGAGCGGAACAAACGCAAAGACGAGACCUACCCCGUCAAAACUCCAACUUUUGCCGGUGGUCUCUUUUCCAUCUCCAAGAAGUACUUUGAACACAUCGGGACGUACGAUGACAAGAUGGAGAUCUGGGGGGGUGAGAAUGUGGAGAUGUCCUUUAGGGUGUGGCAGUGUGGGGGCCAGCUGGAGAUCAUUCCGUGUUCCGUGGUGGGUCACGUGUUCCGUACCAAGUCACCCCACACCUUCCCUAAAGGUACUGAGGUCAUCACGAGGAACCAGGUACGACUCGCAGAGGUCUGGAUGGAUGACUACAAACACAUCUACUACCGACGCAAUAGUAAUGCUGCCAAGAUGGCCAAGGAGAAAGGAUUUGGUGACAUCUCGGAGCGUGUGAAUCUGAGGGAGAGGCUGCAGUGUAAGAACUUCACCUGGUAUCUGAAUACUAUUUACCCCGAGGUGUUCGUGCCAGACCUCACCCCUACCAAGUUUGGAGCGAUUAAGAACUCUGGUGCUCAGAGCUGUCUGGAUGUGGGAGAGAACAACAAAGGAGGGAAGCCACUGAUCAUGUACGCGUGCCACAAUAUGGGGGGUAACCAGUACUUUGAGUACACGUCCCAUAAGGAGCUGCGUCACAACAUAGGGAAGCAGCUGUGUCUGCAGGCCAACCCCCAGCCAGACCAGGUUAAGAUAGAGCUCUGUACACUGAAGGGACAAGGGAGUAGCGUGGCCCCACAACAGGAGUGGCUCUUUACAGAGGAGAAUCUCCUCAAGAACCCAGCAAGUGGAAAGUGCUUACUCCUGAAAGGGGGCCAGAUAGUGAUGGAUUACUGUAACGAAGCUGACCUCAACCAGCACUGGGCAUUCAGUUAACCCCUAACCUCCGACCCCUGACCUCCGACCCAUAGAUGCUAUCAGCCAACCUAUAGACCCUAUCGAUCUACCCAUAGACUAUGGGUCAAGCAGGCAGUACCAGCACCAGUACUAGCUGAACCUAACAGGACACAACAUGGAGCAUAAGCACUAGAGACCAUUGAUGACCUAAGUGGAGUGGACAGGUUGAAUGUAGAGUGCUGACUGUGCUAUGGCAGUGCACACCUAAGUGAAGGAUCUCAGGAUAACCACUGCUUUAACUAUAUAUUUAUGAUGAUGGAGACUCAGGAAUGAAGGCUUUAGAUGGCCUCUGUACUUUUCGUGGAGUGUGUGGACAGUGAACUCAGCAGCCUGGGUCGUGUUCAGUAGGGAGAAAAUGUUUUGGAAUGGAGUGAAACGGGGAGAACAGGCCUACUACCUGAACUUAUCUAGUAAGAACACAUAUUUUAGUUUUCCAUGGCAAAACGUUUUACCACUGUGUGCCCUACUGGACACGACCCUGGAGUGGCAGGCGGGAGGUCUCUUCCAGACAACAAGGACCUCAACCCAGAAGUGCCUUCUCUUUACACUCCAGAUUUUAAAUCAUAGUUUUGCUUGUCUAAUUUAUCUUGACAGGUAAUGAAUGUAGAUACAGUGAAUGUUGUUGCUGUGACAAUGCAUAUAUCUGCCAAAGAGAAAGGUGUCAAUAUUUUAAAUAAAGUUUUUAUCUGUA
This is a messenger RNA of Coregonus clupeaformis (lake whitefish), 2813 nucleotides long. RefSeq names its product polypeptide N-acetylgalactosaminyltransferase 6. Gene Ontology annotation, cellular component: Golgi apparatus. The coding region runs from base 227 to 2101 and encodes 624 amino acids. The record is from RefSeq and is a predicted model, not a curated record. The transcript is spliced from 12 exons. Lineage: Eukaryota; Metazoa; Chordata; Actinopteri; Salmoniformes; Salmonidae.